Hyphopichia burtonii NRRL Y-1933 is the source of this 1089-nucleotide messenger RNA. It is a transcript of the gene ERG27, whose product is annotated as 3-keto-steroid reductase. The record is from RefSeq and is a predicted model, not a curated record. Gene Ontology annotation, molecular function: 3-beta-hydroxysteroid 3-dehydrogenase (NADP+) activity. Gene Ontology annotation, cellular component: lipid droplet; endoplasmic reticulum membrane; mitochondrial outer membrane. The transcript has a single exon. The coding region runs from base 9 to 1049 and encodes 346 amino acids. Gene Ontology annotation, biological process: ergosterol biosynthetic process. Lineage: Eukaryota; Fungi; Ascomycota; Pichiomycetes; Serinales; Debaryomycetaceae.
UGAUCAGAAUGGCAAGUCAUUUGAAGGAAAAUAAGGUGGCUCUCAUUACCGGGACCACCUCUAACUUGGGAAUUAACAUUGCAUAUCGUUUAAUCGAUGAACUUCCACAAUCGACCAAUCUUACGUUGAUUGUAACAUCUCGAACUCUACCAAGAGUAAAAGAUGUUAUUACUGAAAUCAAGGAACAUACAAUUAAGAAAUACCCUCAGAGAUCUGGUCACUUGGAAUUCGACUACCUUUUACUUGAUUUUACUGAUAUGGUGUCAGUCUUAUCAGCUUAUUACGAUUUGAAUAAAAAAUUUGAAAAAGUCGAUUAUUUGUUUGUAAAUUCAUCACAAGGUUCCUUUUCUGGAAUUGAUUGGAUGGGUGCCGUCAAGCAGAUUAUGGAGAGUCCUUUAGAGGCCGUUACAAACCCAACUUAUAAGAAACAACGCGUGGGGGUUAUGACUAAUGAUGGAAUGGGUCAAGUAUUCCAGGCUAACGUGUUUGGUCCAUAUUAUUUGAUACACAAGAUAAGACAUUUACUUAAAGGAGGUAGAAUUAUUUGGAUUUCUUCCAUAAUGUCUGAGUCCAAAUACUUAUCAUUCAAUGACCUCCAAUUAAUAAAAUCCCCGGAGUCCUAUGAAGGUUCUAAAAGAUUAAUCGAUUUGUCUCAUUUUGCUAGCUAUAAAACAUUAAAACGAAAUAAUGAUAUUACUCAAUACUUGGUUCAUCCAGGGAUUUUCACGAGUUUUUCGUUUAGUCAAUAUUUGAAUGUCUUUACUUUUUAUGGUAUGUUAUGCCUUUUUUACUUGGCUAGGUUCUUUGGUUCUCCUUAUCAUAAUAUCGAUGCUUAUGUCGCAGCAAACGCUCCCAUAGUAGCUGCUCUUGGGGAUGAAGAUCAAUCGAUAAAAUUGGGUUCUUUAUCUGGCAGAAGUGGGAAAGAGUAUUUGGCUCGUGAUGAGAUAGAUACAACUGGGGCUGAAGAUAUCGUUGCCUACUUGGACAAGCUUGUAGUUGAAUGGAAUGAAAAGUUUAAAGACCAAAUUGUUAACACUCGUCAACCUUAAUUUGAUUAUAUACAUAUAUAGUUAAUACAAUACUACUACA